GUGUGUUUCCGCAGGUGUCCAGUGAGAUGAGCAGGUAUUAUGUGGCGGUUGACGUGGGCACUGCCAGUGUGCGAGCGGCUCUGGUCACUCCGGACGGUCAGGUCAAACACACAGCAGAGGAGCCCGUUGUCAUCUGGGAGCCGCAUGCGGAGCAUUAUGAGCAGUCGUCAGCUGAUAUCUGGAGCAAGUGCUGCCGGACAGUGAAGAGAGUGACUCAGGACAUUGACGUGACGUGUGUCCGAGGGCUCGGGUUUGAUGCUACCUGCUCACUGGUGGCUCUGGAUCGGCACUUUCAGCCCGUGGCUGUCAAUCACACAGGCGUCCGGGAGAGGAACGUGGUUAUGUGGAUGGACCACCGGGCCGCAGAACAAGCCGCUCGGAUCACAGACACCAAACACAGAGUGCUUCAGGGGGUCGGCGGGGUGAUGUCGCCCGAAAUGCAGCCGCCCAAACUACUGUGGCUCAAAGAGAAUCUGCAGGAAACCUGUUGGAAAGAAGCGGCACAUUUCUUUGACCUUCCAGACUUUCUGUCCUGGAAAGCUACAGGGUCCUUAUGCAGGUCUCUCUGUACUCUGGUCUGUAAGUGGACGUAUUCUCCGUCCGAAGGCUGGGACGACACCUUCUGGAGCGCCAUCGGCCUGGAGGACCUGAUGGAGAACAGCUACUGUAAAAUCGGUGAGCAGACGUGUUGUCCUGGGACUCCUGUAGGACAAGGACUGAGCGCAGAGGCGGCUGCAGAUCUGGGCCUGAGACCGGGAACGGCUGUGGCUGCUUCACUCAUAGACGCACACGCAGGAGGGUUAGGGGUCAUCGGGGCCGAUGUGAGGGGACACCAGCUGCCCUGUGAAGAGCAACCGGUCACGUCCCGUAUGGCUGUCAUAUGUGGGACGUCUUCAUGUCACAUGGCUGUGAGCACACAGCCGCUGUUCGUCCCCGGGGUCUGGGGCCCGUAUCUGUCCGCCAUGCUGCCGGGACUGUGGCUUAAUGAGGGAGGUCAGAGCGCCACGGGACGACUGGUGGACCAUGUGGUGAAUGGACACGCUGCUUCCAGGCAGCUGAAAGAGCAGGCGGCGAAGAGUGGGAAACACUUUCACUCCUGCCUGAACCUCCAUCUGGAGCACAUGUCUGGAGACGCAGCACAGCUGGAGCAGCUGACGGCCGGCCUGCACAUCUGGCCUGAUUUCCACGGCAACCGCUCUCCUCUGGCCGACCACACGUCUCGGGGAUCGGUUGUGGGACUCACUUUAUCACAGUCGCUGGAUGAUUUAGCUCUGCUGUAUCUAGCAACUCUUCAGGCCAUCGCUCUCGGCACCAGACACAUCCUAGAUGCCAUGAGAGAGGCAGGAUAUGACAUCACAACCCUCUUCCUGUGCGGGGGGCUGAGCAAGAACGCGCUGUUCGUACAGACACACGCCAACACCACGGGGCUGCCGGUGGUCCUGUCGGCCGAGCCAGAGGCCGUUCUGCUGGGAGCCGCUGUGAUCGGAGCCUGUGCUUCAUCUGACUGUGGCUCCAUACAGGAAGCAAUGAUGAAGAUGAGCAGAAUAGGGCAUGUCGUCAGACCAAACCCUGCUCUAGAAAGCUUUUACAGAAGGAAGUACGCCGUGUUUCUGCGUCUUUAUGAUCAUCAGAAGGAGUGUGUGGCACUGAUGGAGGAUGAUGGAGUUUCAGACACAGACGGCCAGAUUAAACACUAGAAGAGUCCGCUUCAAAUGACCAAAAACACUAGAUGUUCAUUCAGCUGUCCUUUAACUGAACAUUAUAAGUGUUCAGCCUUUUACACACAUGAGCAGGAGUGAGGAAAAUAUCUCCCGAUAAAACCACUUUAUAAACAAGUGUCGACCAUAACUGGAAUCAGUGUUGAAAUAUGCAUUUCAGAGCAAUAAAAGGCUUUAAAAAAAAUAA
Rhinichthys klamathensis goyatoka is the source of this 1905-nucleotide messenger RNA. RefSeq names its product FGGY carbohydrate kinase domain containing (gene fggy). The coding region runs from base 27 to 1697 and encodes 556 amino acids. The record is from RefSeq and is a predicted model, not a curated record. The transcript has 15 exons. Gene Ontology annotation, biological process: carbohydrate metabolic process. Gene Ontology annotation, molecular function: kinase activity; phosphotransferase activity, alcohol group as acceptor. NCBI's taxonomy places the organism in Eukaryota, Metazoa, Chordata, Actinopteri, Cypriniformes, Leuciscidae.